This is a messenger RNA of Cephus cinctus (wheat stem sawfly), 1914 nucleotides long. RefSeq lists its product as uncharacterized. The transcript has 2 exons. The coding region runs from base 677 to 1711 and encodes 344 amino acids. Lineage: Eukaryota; Metazoa; Arthropoda; Insecta; Hymenoptera; Cephidae. The record is from RefSeq and is a predicted model, not a curated record.
UUGUUUCAAAUUGGCUUAUUUCAUCACAACAAAAAUUAUUACAUUGUAUAAGACUCUAUACAAAGUUCCAGAGAACAAAAAGGUUCCAGAGAAAAAAAUUAAAACAGGAUACAAUUUUUUCAAUAGACAAAAAAUCACAGGGCAUGGAGCACUUCCUGAUCAUCUUUCAGCUACACUCAAUGAAUCAUAGACACAUUUGUCUGACAAAUUUUGACGAAACUGUUAUAAGAAGUAAUUUGCAUGUCCAGAAUCUUCCGACUAGCGGUACUAAUAUUAAACUGGACCACAUUGUAAAGACAUGAUACUAUACUGUGUACAGUGGGAUCAAGAAUCGUGGAGGCUGAACAGGAGAACAUUUAGUAAACUUAAAAAGCCCGUUAAACUAGUGAACGGGUGGACACAUCUUGUUAUUUGUCAAAAGCCGACUAACGGAAUAACAGAAUGGUCAUCGGUGGCCUGGGGCCGAUUACGAAAAUCCAGGUCAUUCCUGGCUUCGUUCAAGUAUUGAAAGUUGGUGGGGUACAGUAGCUAUAGAGUAGCACUUUAUAUAGAUGGUCCUGUUGUUCCUUGACAGGCAGUUCACAUUGAGAUUUCGUACAGUCCCGGAUUUUCCUUCAGAGCCAUUAAUUCCUUGGCACACCUUUCAUUUCUUCAGUUCAUUUAUAGGUAACUCACAAUGAUAAGAGAACUUCCGGUUCCGGUUCUUCUUGUGAUCCUGAUAGCAUCUGCCCAGGCCACGUUUCCAUUUACGUAUCAGACCUUGCAGCUCCCGGUUCCGAUAACGCCGCAUUUUCUUUAUGGAUCUAUCCAGGAGAAUCCGACUCUGCAGGGAUACUCAUACACGACUCAAGAUUUCAAUGGAGGUAGCAGUGGUGUAGUUUUUGUAUCAGGACCAGAGUCUGAAGUUAAAAUGAAGGAGGAAUUAGAUGUAAUGAAGGAAAUAGUGGCUGCUGGAUCACAAAAACCGUCAGAAGAUAAUCAAAGCUCUUCUGAAAUGAUAGAAGGUAGCAGCACAACUCCCAAAUCUGAAGAGUCCAAUGCCACAACAGAGCAGGAUACUAUUACUGUGGAAAAGGUUGAGAACAAAAAAGAAGAUAAGGCAUCUGACGAAAAGAUGAAUGAGAAAAAAACUCCACAAGAUUCUUUCUUUCUGCCAAAUCCUUAUUCUCUGUUUGGAUUUCAAUCACAGAUCCAACCAUAUCCUUUGAAUUUCCAAAGAUUCUAUAGUCCACCUAGAGCUCCAGGAUACCUGCAACCUCAAGGAAUUUUCCAAGAACAAUACCUACCAUAUAAUCAGUACAAUGCCUUCCAGAAAAAUUACUAUCCACCUUCACUCGAUUACUACUAUCCUUCCCCAUCUGGUCUGUUUAGUCUUCAGGAAUUUACAGAACCUGCUGUUAAUUCUAUCGAAGAAGGUAAACCUGCAGAGAUCCAACAACCACUUCUUGGAGUACAGACUUCUCUUCCUGAACAAAAAACUUCAACAACUGAAACUAGUUCUGCUUUAGAAAAAAUUACAGCAAUGGAAGAUAUGAAAGAUGCUCCAAAAGAACCAAAAUCUGAAGCCGCAGCUUCUGCUGAUGUAAUGACAGAGUCAGCUCCUGCAACUCCAAUGGAAACUACCACUGCCCAGAGCGAAACCGAAACAUCAACACUAUCUGUAGAAAGAACAGACUCGGAAACACCUUCUAGCCCAACCGAAAAACCUUAACACUUUAAAAAAUAAUAUGAAUACAAGACAGCUGGAGACGGUUUAGAUUAGCUUUGAAUAUUUUCCUUUUAUUAUUUAAGCUCAUCUAAUAUCCCUUUCCCUGUCUUUGUUUUUAUACUGCAUCCUACUUAUCAGUGUGAUUUUACUAUUGUUGACAUAAGUUAAAUGUUUAAUGAAUAUACAAUAAACCAUGAUUCAAGGAA